AUGACAACAAAACGCAUCGAGAAUCCCAUCCCCGAGCUCUCCCAGCUCAGUGAGCUAAUAGACUCAACCUCCGCCUCUACAAACCCCCAAGCAGCAACAACCCUUCAAAUCCUGCACAACCUCCAACAUCAACACCUCUGGACAUCCCUCCAAAUCCAUGCAUCCCCCUCCAAUAGCACAAGCUCAGGGCCCCAAGAAUCCCGCCCGCCAUUGAUCUCCGGUGUCCCCCCAAGCCGCGUAUACACCCACCCAGACGAACAACUAUACAUGUUAGAGCAGGGUCUUCGCGAAGACGAUCUCCGCCCAGAAAGACUAGUUGUGAUCCCCACCGCGCAGGGCCAGAACUGGUCUCUUCGCCGUAUGGCUGCGGUUUUCGAUGCACUUGAUGAGAUCACAAUUGCCGCAGAUGAUGAAGCGGACUUCGAGACGCGGCCGCCUGUUGAGGGUGACAAGGUGCAGAAGCUGGAAGAGUAUUACCAGCGCAGGGAGAAGGCCAAUGCUACACUGGAGUGGGGCUCGAAGCGAGUACUUUUGGGUAUGGUGAAUAAGGGGAUGGGCGGUGAUGGGACGGUGGUUUAUUAUAUUGUGCAAGGGGGUGAGGUCAAGCCUCGACAGAACUAA
Penicillium waksmanii is the source of this 621-nucleotide messenger RNA. RefSeq lists its product as uncharacterized. Gene Ontology annotation, cellular component: tRNA-intron endonuclease complex. The coding region runs from base 1 to 621 and encodes 206 amino acids. Gene Ontology annotation, biological process: tRNA splicing, via endonucleolytic cleavage and ligation; tRNA-type intron splice site recognition and cleavage. The transcript has a single exon. NCBI's taxonomy places the organism in Eukaryota, Fungi, Ascomycota, Eurotiomycetes, Eurotiales, Aspergillaceae. Gene Ontology annotation, molecular function: nucleic acid binding. The record is from RefSeq and is a predicted model, not a curated record.